Messenger RNA from Anopheles moucheti, 1434 nucleotides. It is a transcript of the gene ReepB, whose product is annotated as receptor expression-enhancing protein 5. The coding region runs from base 253 to 747 and encodes 164 amino acids. The transcript has 4 exons. The record is from RefSeq and is a predicted model, not a curated record. NCBI's taxonomy places the organism in Eukaryota, Metazoa, Arthropoda, Insecta, Diptera, Culicidae.
CCUCUAAGACUGAUCGAGCGGGAAAGCAUUUAGUGAUCGGGAGCAUUCUAUACACGGUUGUAGUGGGUUUUUUCGGUACUAAAUGUUUUCCCUCAACUCAGGAAAAAUUGUGAUCUUCUAAAAUAGAUAAAGAAUAGUACGGUAAACUCCCCGGCAUUUGCGGCGAUAUCGUUUAAGCACCUUUUGGAAUCGGUACUGGGUCGAUAGAUCUCGGUAAUUUAGUGGUUAGUUGGUUGGAAUAAACGAGUGAACAUGCCAGCCCAAAGUGGACGCCGCGAUGAAGGAGCAGAGGCUGGCGCGCAGAAGGAUAACUCGGGCUACAUUGCACUAGGUGGCGUGGCCGUCGUUAUUCUGUACCUUGCCUUCGGCUAUGGAGCACAGAUCCUCUGCAACGUGAUUGGAGUUGCCUAUCCCGCCUACAUCUCGAUGAAAGCCAUUGAAACCCGCACUAAAGAGGACGACACCAAAUGGCUAACGUACUGGGUAACGUUUGGGGUGCUUUCGGUGUUUGAGCACUUUUCCUUCUUCCUGGUUCAGAUCAUCCCGUUCUACUGGUUGCUGAAGUGCUUGUUCCACAUAUGGUGUAUGGUUCCGAUGGAAAACAACGGUUCCACCAUCAUGUACCAUAAGGUUAUUCAGCCAUACUUCAAGAAAUACGAAAGCGUUGCCGACAACUUCAUCAGCGACGCUACGGACAAGCUGAAGCAGACGGCUGGAGAAGUGAUCUCGAAAGUCAAAUCGACCUAACUUGCAUAUCUUGCACUACCCCCAACAACACUCACACACAACAAUCACACACUAAGCACACACGCAAAUACACACCAACACAUAUAGAUAUAAAGGACCCUCCCGACCUCUUCUAACACAACCCUCUUUCGAUGACGGACGAUCGAACUUUGCGACAUGCAUUAGCAAAAGAAAACUGUUAGCAAAUGGACGUAGUUGGGGUAUUGAGAAAGACGAAAAAUUAUACAAGUCAUUCGCCAUCGUAAACCACCAACAUUGUAGUUUUUGAUUUACUAUAACGCGAACGAAACAUUGUCCUAGCUGAAUUCUCUGCUACACCCGUUUCUGUUGGUAAUUCGGAGGCGAACCCAAACAAACGGCCCCAAAACGAUUUGUGAAAUUAAUUUUAAAUUUUGCUUUUAAACCGAUCCCCUAUUUGCUUGCCCAGCAGCUUUAUUGUGUAUUGAUAGUGAAAUGAUAGUAGAGAGAGAAGGAGAGGCAGAAAGACGAGUUGCAAGAAUUAUUUUUUAAGUGUUCAAUAGCUAUGAACAGCAAAUUAGAGAAAACAUGAAAAAGAAUGGAAUUUUAUCACCAAGCAAAACAACAAAAAAAGAACACGUUUUUAUUGAUUGCAUUAUUGUUAUUACAGGUGUUGGAUGUUGAUGAAUCAAAUAUGAAUCGAUCUCUGUCGCUUGAUAGAGAAUAGUA